CGAGGGAAGGCCUGAUCAUGCAGACCAUGUUGCAGCUUCUUUUCCUGGGAGCGCUGUUGGUCGCUCCCGCACACUUCCAGCAGCCGCCUUGUGACCUUGUCAGGAACACGGUUGCACGAGGCUCGUUCAAGCUGGAUGUGGAGCCCGCGACCUACAAGCCGGGGAACAUUUAUGUCGUGUCCAUUACCGGGGUAGAAAAUGGGACCUCUGUCAUCCUGCAAGCCGCACCCACAGAAAACAGUUCUGGAGGCCUGUGGGAAAGCAAAAACAAGCUGCUUACUUGCGGCAACUCUGAGAACGUCGUGCAGAGAAACAUCUCAGGCAGUGGCACCCGAACGCGCUGGACCUCCCCCAGUGAUGCCCACGUGGCAUCUGCUCUCAUCAGGGCCUUCGUCUCCUUUUCCAACGGCACAACACUGCUGCAGACCCGGAGCCUGCUAAAAGACUUGCAAACAGCCGCCGUAGCCUCCACCCCGGCCACGGCCACGGACUUGCCGCCCGCCCGCCAGCCGACUCGCCACAACAGCGCACCCAACAGCCACGACCUCCUCAACGCAACGGCGGCCCACCACAACUUCGCCUCCGCCCACCAAGGGACGAAGGGCCCGCACAGCUCCGUCUCCGUGGCUCAGAGCAGCAAUGUCCUCCUGGCAGCCCUGCAGCUCCUCUCCAUCUCCCUCGGCUACAAGCUUCUGUGCUGAGACACAGAUCCAAACAGCUCCGCACAUACUUCCGUCUCCGCCUCCAACCUGAACGUGAAGAGUGGGCAGCGGAUCUCUGGCAGGACAGGGUCCUUCCCUGCCCACCCCACCCUUUCCUCCCCUCUCCGCUGCUAAUAGGCAUGCAUAUUUAUAAUUGCACAUUCCUUAUUUUAAGCCCUGUGUAGCCCAACUUUUGAUACAAGAGAUGCUAUGGCAUCUGUUACGGGACUCCAAAAGCCAGGCAGAGCAUGGCGGAUUUAAAGAAACCCAAACCAUGCCUUUUUAGACCCACCACAGGGGCAAACGUAGCAACGUACCAAGGGCUCCACAAACAACUGCCUCCAGCGUAGUAACCCAAACAGGCUGCAUGACCCCAGGGCCACCCGGGCCUCAGUGCCACGAAGAUGUCCCACUGCAAAAGCCAGGGGCAGACUUUGAAAAGAGAUGGUUCACAUUAGUAUAUGAGCACAAACAAAUUCGGUCUUAGAAAAAGUUGCUCCAAAGUUUCUCCAGUUCUCCUUGUAGAAGGAAAGGCCUUGAAUUUUGGAUAUGGGCCAGACCUGAGGAAUAGGAGAGGAGGCCAUGAUGAACACCACGGCCCCGUUUUAAAGCUGUUUUCGGCACGCGUGCCGGCUGGGAACCCAGCGGACAAGCCGAGCAGUGCUUGUGGUUCCUGCAGGAAGGGGAAGAGCCUGUUGCAGAAGCCUGAGCAUGAAAUUAAAUUAUGACUUGGGCACCCAUAUGACAAUCAUAGUCUUUCUUCCCCCGAGCAGGGUUCAGGGAGAGACAAACCUCCUUACUGACUUUAGCUGUUCAGCGGUGUCGCCCUGCUGGCAGGGACUUCUCACCAAGACAGUAAAAUAUUUUGCAUGCUCCAAAAUGUCCAGGUCUCUCAAUUCUUCCUGGAAACACCACCUGACGUGUUUAGAGAGGGAAUUGAGGGCUGGGGAGAAAGGAAAAGGGAAGGGAAGGGUUUGGGCCCCGUGGGCCAGGGACUUUUCUGCACUGCAGAUCCUGGACUUCGAAGAGAGCUUCUUUGAUUGCUGAUGUGUUUUGUACAGACUGUGCUUCUCUGGGAGAUGUAUUUGGAAUUCUGUCUUAUCCUAAAGACCUGGGUGCCAUUAAAAUUUCUUUGUAACUUCCCAUA
This is a messenger RNA of Varanus komodoensis (Komodo dragon), 1848 nucleotides long. RefSeq lists its product as uncharacterized. The record is from RefSeq and is a predicted model, not a curated record. The coding region runs from base 18 to 701 and encodes 227 amino acids. NCBI's taxonomy places the organism in Eukaryota, Metazoa, Chordata, Lepidosauria, Squamata, Varanidae. Gene Ontology annotation, biological process: negative regulation of cell-matrix adhesion; positive regulation of cell migration; wound healing, spreading of epidermal cells. Gene Ontology annotation, cellular component: apical plasma membrane; external side of plasma membrane. The transcript is spliced from 4 exons.